Theobroma umbraticum is the source of this 594-nucleotide messenger RNA. NCBI's taxonomy places the organism in Eukaryota, Viridiplantae, Streptophyta, Magnoliopsida, Malvales, Malvaceae. The record is from RefSeq and is a predicted model, not a curated record.
UCCACCCUCCCUGGAAUCCGUUUCAGCUAUGCAUUUAUGGUGUAAGAUGAGGAGGGUUUGGCGCUCUGUCUCUGCAAGGUUCAAACCCCAUAAACCUACUGCUGCAGGAUUUGGAGGUGGCAAAGGUGGCGCGAUUAGCAGUAAUGCAAGUGGCUUAUCAAAGCUUCAAGACGAUGUAAACAUGUGUGGAUACAAAGAUGUGCAGGUGAUGUGGAACCUAUUGACCACCUCGCAAAUCAAACCAAUAGGGGCGGGAACAACAACCGCUGUCUCUCAUCAGUCUCGAAAAUGCAGCAAGCAAAGGCCAUCUCGGAUGGCUUUCUUGUGGCCUAACCAUGGAGCUACUGCCUCAUCUUCAUCUUCACUUUGAUGGGUUAAAUCCAGAAAAAUAGUAUAUUAGCUAUAGAGAGUUUUUUUUCAUUUUUUUUUUAUUUUGGUAGCCUGAGAGUGAGUAGAGCGACUUGUAUACGAGUAUAUGUUUGUUUGUAUAAGCCAUAGAAAUGCCAAUACCUAUCUUCCCCUGUUCUUUGGUUUUUAUAAGCCAUGUGGGAGCAGUAGAAACUCUCCUUUGCAAACACAGUCAUACGCCUUACA